Suncus etruscus (white-toothed pygmy shrew) is the source of this 357-nucleotide messenger RNA. It is a transcript of the gene TMEM272, whose product is annotated as transmembrane protein 272. The transcript has a single exon. The record is from RefSeq and is a predicted model, not a curated record. NCBI's taxonomy places the organism in Eukaryota, Metazoa, Chordata, Mammalia, Eulipotyphla, Soricidae.
CUCAUGCUUUAUGACUCAACUCAGAUGACAUAGCUCUUGUCCAAGGCCCUGGUGAUUGCCAAUGAAGAUGAUGAUGAAUACCUCUGGCGAUAGAACACAUACAGAUAUUAUACCCACUUCAUCCUCAACCUCUUUCUCUUCAUCUGGUUCAUUUUGGGAAAUUACUGGGUCUUUUCUACUUACCUGUCCAAUGUUAUACCUCCUUUCCAGCAGCCUCAAAACUAUUGUAACAGAACCCUAUACUUCUUUGCAGUAGGGGUCCUCAUCUUUAGCCACACUGUAUGGAUCUUACUCACCCUGGGCAGUGCUUGUGCCUAUGUGUGGCCCAGGCUGAGACUUGCUAUUGAUGAAGAAUGA